AUGCCUUCUCCCUUUGAGAAGGACGCCGUCGCUGGUGAUGGAGGAGCCAGCAUCCACUCCCAGGACCGUUAUAAUGCCAACAGUGACACCGAGGCCGUCUCAGCUGAUGCUCAGCAUGGUGUGCAGGCUGCCGAGGCUACCAACCAAGUCUGGAGCAAGAGCAGCUUGAUUGCGGCCUAUCUGCUUAUCUGGACUAUCGCCUUUGUUGAUGCCAUGCAGCAAGGCAUGGCUGGAGCGUUGACCCCAUACGUAACGAGCGACUUUGCUCUGCACUCUUUGACUGCGACUACCUCCAUCAUGUCCAGCCUUAUUGGGGGUCUGUCCAAGCUCACCCUCGCCAAGAUUCUGGACAUCUUUGGUCGCCCGCAAGGUUUUCUCUUCAUGGUGAUCCUCCUGACCCUGGGUCUCAUCAUGAUGGCUGCUUGUAACAAUGUUGAGACGUAUGCUGCCGCUCAAGUUUUCUACUGGGUUGGUUACAACGGACUCAACUUCACGACUGGAAUCUUCGUUGCGGAUACCUCUCAUCUCAAGAACCGAGCCUUCAUGUUUGCCUUCAUUUCGUCGCCGUACAUUGCCACUACCUGGAUUGGCGGACCGCUCGCUACCGCUUUCUUGAAAGGGCCCGGCUUCAGAUGGGGUUUCGGCGUUUUCGCCAUCAUCAUGCCCGUAGUCUGUAUGCCCCUCUACUUCUUGUUCGCAUGGAACUACGGCAAGGCCAAGAAAGCCGGCCUCGUACCCAAGACAGAAACCAACAGGACUUUCUUCCAGUCGGUGAAGUACUACUUCAUCCAAUUUGACGCCAUAGGACUCCUUCUUAUCACCGGUGGCCUGGCCCUUUUCCUCCUACCAUUUAGUCUCUACUCUUACCAAAAAGAGGGAUGGAGAUCCGCGCUCGUCAUUUGCAUGAUCAUAUUUGGUGGCCUCCUCAUUAUCGCCUUUGCUCUCUACGAGAAGUUCCUCGCCCCAGUCAAAUUCAUGCCUUUCGAAUUGAUGAUGGACCGGACCGUUCUCGGCGCUUGCUUGCUUUCUGGCACCAUCUUCGUCAGCUUCUACGUCUGGGACAGCUACUUCUCCUCCUUCCUCCAAGUCGUCAACAACCUGACAGUCACGGAAGCCAGCUACGUCGUCAACAUCUACAGCAUCGGAUCCUGCUUCUUCGCCCUGAUAGUUGGUGUGGUCAUCCGAUGGACCGGCAAGUUCAAGUGGCUCGCGCUCUACUUCGGCGUGCCCUUGACCAUCCUUGGUGUUGCUCUCAUGAUUGCCUUCCGUCAGCCAAACGUCAACAUCGGAUAUAUCGUCAUGUGCCAGAUCUUCAUUGCUUUCGCCGGUGGAACAUUGGUCAUCUGCGAGCAGAUCGCCGUCAUGGCUGCGGGGUCUCAUCAACAAGUCGCCGUUCUUCUCGCUGUGGAAGGCAUGUUCGCAAACGUGGGUGGCGCUAUCGGCUCCACUGUCGCUGGGGCGAUCUGGACUGGUGUUUUCCCGGUCAAGCUUCUCGAGCACCUGCCAGCAGACGCCAAGGGCGAUGUCGCGCUCAUUUACCAGAGCCUUGUAACUCAACUGUCCUACCCUGUUGGCUCUCCAAUCCGAAUCGCUAUCCAACAGGCAUACGGCGAAGCGCAAAGAUACAUGCUCAUUGGUGGAUCUACGGUGCUGGUCCUCUCAAUUGUUUCGGUCGCGGUCUGGAGAGACAUCCAGGUGAAGGACUUUAAGCAAGUAAAGGGUCUCGUCGUCUAA
Mytilinidion resinicola is the source of this 1734-nucleotide messenger RNA. RefSeq names its product siderophore iron transporter mirB. The transcript has 3 exons. Gene Ontology annotation, molecular function: transmembrane transporter activity. The record is from RefSeq and is a predicted model, not a curated record. Lineage: Eukaryota; Fungi; Ascomycota; Dothideomycetes; Mytilinidiales; Mytilinidiaceae. Gene Ontology annotation, biological process: transmembrane transport. Bases 1 to 1734 code for a protein of 577 amino acids.